AUGUGCAACGAUUCAAUCACCAAUAUAAAAUACGAUGAUGAAUACAAAGUUUGGACUAACUUUUCAAUACUCCAUAAGAACAAGGUGUACGAUUAUACUGAGUAUCGAGUUCUGAAUACAGAUAGCAUAAAGAUUUGUAACUCCACUGAUAACAACGUACGGAAUAUUUGGAAGGAUCGCAAUAAAUGGAUAAAGGCGACAAUACAUCAAAAAAGUUGCAAUAAACCCAUUAGAGAGUCUUGGUUGUACCGACAUUAUUACACUGUGAAUAAGCAGUUCACUGCCUAUUAUGCAGCUACGAGUCAAUAUUUCACAAGAAAUGAUUAUGGGGUGGAAGACGGUAAACCUUUUACAUGCGAUGAAAAGUUCAGACCUGAAUCAACAGAGUAUACUCAGGAAGAUCUAUUAAUGUGCAACGAUUCAAUCACCAAUAUAAAAUACGAUGAUGAAUACAAAGUUUGGACUAACUUUUCAAUACUCCAUAAGAACAAGGUGUACGAUUAUACUGAGUAUCGAGUUCUGAAUACAGAUAGCAUAAAGAUUUGUAACUCCACUGAUAACAACGUACGGAAUAUUUGGAAGGAUCGCAAUAAAUGGAUAAAGGCGACAAUACAUCAAAAAAGUUGCAAUAAACCCAUUAGAGAGUCUUGGUUGUACCGACAUUAUUACACUGUGAAUAAGCAGUUCACUGCCUAUUAUGCAGCUACGAGUCAAUAUUUCACAAGAAAUGAUUAUGGGGUGGAAGACGGUAAACCUUUUACAUGCGAUGAAAAGUUCAGACCUGAAUCAACAGAGUAUACUCAGGAAGAUCUAUUAAUGUGCAACGAUUCAAUCACCAAUAUAAAAUACGAUGAUGAAUACAAAGUUUGGACUAACUUUUCAAUACUCCAUAAGAACAAGGUGUACGAUUAUACUGAGUAUCGAGUUCUGAAUACAGAUAGCAUAAAGAUUUGUAACUCCACUGAUAACAACGUACGGAAUAUUUGGAAGGAUCGCAAUAAAUGGAUAAAGGCGACAAUACAUCAAAAAAGUUGCAAUAAACCCAUUAGAGAGUCUUGGUUGUACCGACAUUAUUACACUGUGAAUAAGCAGUUCACUGCCUAUUAUGCAGCUACGAGUCAAUAUUUCACAAGAAAUGAUUAUGGGGUGGAAGACGGUAAACCUUUUACAUGCGAUGAAAAGUUCAGACCUGAAUCAACAGAGUAUACUCAGGAAGAUCUAUUAAUGUGCAACGAUUCAAUCACCAAUAUAAAAUACGAUGAUGAAUACAAAGUUUGGACUAACUUUUCAAUACUCCAUAAGAACAAGGUGUACGAUUAUACUGAGUAUCGAGUUCUGAAUACAGAUAGCAUAAAGAUUUGUAACUCCACUGAUAACUACGUACGGAAGAUUUGGAAAAUGCGCAAUAAAUGGGUAAAGGCGACAGUGCAUCAAAAAAGUUGCAAUAAACCCAUUAAAGAAUCUUGGCUGAACCGACAGUAUUACACUGUGAAAAAGCAGUUCACUGUCUAUUACGCAGCUGCGAAUCAAUAUUUCACAAGAAAUGACUAUGGGGUGCAAGACGGUAAACCUUAUGUAUGCCAAGAAAAGUUCAGACUCAAAUCAACAAAGUAUACAAAGGAAGAUCUAUUAAUGUGCAACGAUUCAAUCCUCAAUAUAAAAUACGAUGAUGAAUACAAAGUUUGGACCGACUUUUCAACUCCAUAA
Paramuricea clavata is the source of this 1707-nucleotide messenger RNA. Lineage: Eukaryota; Metazoa; Cnidaria; Anthozoa; Malacalcyonacea; Plexauridae. The record is from the annotation of a GenBank genome assembly.